UUGGAUAAACAAAAAAUUGAAAUUUUUGACCGUUGAAAGUUGAAAGAAAUUGAACAAAAAAGUGCAAAUUGGUAGCACAUUAUCCUUCCUCCGUUGGUAGCACAUUGCACGUUUAAUUUCCGAUUUAAACUUUGAAGACAGUUUCUAGAUUUUGGCCAAAAUGUUUUCUUCACCUGGAAUACAAAUAUAUUCGUCGGAAAAUGCAGAAAAUAUGGUACAGCGAAAGGCCGGGUCUCAACUCGUGCCUAGGAUGCCUUUUAUAGAUCGGUCAGUAAAUGGAGAGAGUCCUUUUGAUAGAAAACUUAAUUUGAAAAGUGGUUCCAAAAAAAGUACCACCAUGAAACAAAAAAUCUCUCCUAAAUUAGUCAAACAGGAAAUGUUAGAUUCCGACCUAGAUGGAGAAGAUUUUGUAUUUUCUGGUAAAGAAAUAAAAGACACUUAUAAUGAUAUUUGGGAUUCCUUACCCAUAGGAAAAGAAACAAUGAAGAUGCUUAGAAAUUUGGAUCCACAAACACCACCACCUUCCCCAUGUAAAGAAAAUAAACAACCCAUGUUGAUAGACUCAGACUUUUUAGAAUUGCCACCACCAUUUAUUUGCGAACUGCAAGAACCAACUUUAUAUGAUAGCAGUUUUGAAGACGACUUACCAACUGUUGGACCAUUUGAAUACUUUGAUGUUUCCAUUUAAUUAUAUAUGUUUUCUUGACAUACGAGUAUUAUCAAACUUUGCUAUGAAUUAUUAUUUUAAGUUGUUCCUUUUACUUAUUUUGCAUUGUAUCUUUACCAAUAUUAAUUAAAAUAGCUUUUGUUUAAA
Molecule: messenger RNA, 814 nt
Organism: Psylliodes chrysocephalus
Lineage: Eukaryota; Metazoa; Arthropoda; Insecta; Coleoptera; Chrysomelidae
Source: the annotation of a GenBank genome assembly